AAUCGCCAUCUUGUGCACCACAUGACCUCGUUGCCGUGUCCCGUGACCAGCUCACGUGAAUUUUGACAAAUUCAAACGUUUUUGGUAGAAAAAAAAAUGGAUAUUUUGGAGCAGCAUCUCGAACAGCAGGAUGUCAGGUAGUGUUUAUGUUAAAUAUCGACUGGCUGAUAAUGCGAACACCUAUCCCUCCUGUUUCGCUCGAGGUCUCCUCAAGGUCAUCACGUAGUGCACUGUGCGCACUUACAAGACUUAGGACAACGGUCGUGGAACACUGUUCACGCGAAGGAUGACGGGGGCACGGGAAUUGUUAUUGAGGAAGCGGAAAUCGUAGAUUGCGAAGGAGAACCUGUCGGGGAAGAUGGAAUGCGUUACCAAGAAGCUCUUGCUUAUAGAGUGGUCCAAGUAAAUGGCGCUACUGCUGGCAAUGAAAUAGAACUGCCAGUUACCCAACCAGGAAAUAAUACUGUACAAGUCCUAACAUCCCCGUUGAAUGGACAAUUUUAUGUCAUUGGAAAUGCUAAUGAUGUUUUCACUACUGCGCAAACAUCUAGAUCACUGGUUCCUAGGACCACUACAUUACAAAUAGAAACACCAAGAAAUUGUACUACUGUUUUGAAAAAGAGAGAUGACAGAAGAAGAGCAACUCAUAAUGAAGUCGAACGUAGACGAAGAGACAAAAUAAACAAUUGGAUUACAAAAUUGGGAAAAAUUAUUCCCGAGUGUAAUGCAGGUGCAAACAGCACUGGUAGUGGCAGUGGUGAAGGAAAGGCAAAUUAUGAAACUCAGAGCAAAGGUGGAAUUUUAUCAAAGGCCUGUGAGUAUAUAACGGAAUUAAGAGCAGCAAAUCAGGGGCUAGGUCAGUGUUUACGCGAUAACGAAAAAUUACGACAAGAAAUAACUGCUUUGAAACAAGUUGUUACACAAUUGAAACGUGAGAAUCUUCAGCUCAGGUCACAAAUGUCACCCUCCACAGGAACGAAUGUUGAUGUUGUUCAUUUGAGUCCUUAAAAGAUUAUUAGUUUGUAAUGCAAUGCUUCUUUUGUAAAUAUUAGGAUAUACAAUCUGACCAUACAAUGGUCAGAAGAAGUACUCUAUUUACUCUUACAAUUUUUGGUUUCAUAGGAACCACACCAAAUUUUAUCAUAUUGAAAUUCUGUUCUUUGAAGUAUAUUGCAUGGUCCUAAUGGUAUGGUCGUAACUAUCAUUAUAAUCUUGUAUACUUGUACGCGACAUCAUUCAUGUUGCGUUUAAAUUGAACUUUCCUCUUUAAUGCUUAUUAAAUUAUUUGGUAUUGGAUAUUUGAACAUUUUGCCCUGUUAAGAUCUUGAUUGCGUAUUCAUGAGUAUAUCAUGGAUAUUUGCUAAUUAUCGAAUACUGGUGAAGUUAUGACUAUCCCUUAUAGAACCUAUAAAAAAAAGAAUUUUAUAUUUAUGUAUGCAUAUGCAUUGGAUUGAAUUACCUCGUGUACGACGAACGAGCCAAGGCUGUGAAUAUUGAGCAUUGAUUUGUAACUUUCGGAUAUAUAAUUUCAAACGAUGUAACCAAAGUUAAUUUGAAAAAAGAAGCAAGAAGAACAUUCAGUUGCAAUACAAACAAAAAAAUGCGAUGCAAAUUAUACAUAUAUAACAACUGCAUCUUUACAGAGAUCGUUAAAUAUUUUUUAUUUUUAAUAAUGUUUUAAUGAGCGUAGAGUAGGUAUUUCCGUAAAAGAAAAUGAUCUAAAUAAUGAGAAUAUAAAAUAGACUAUCGCACACGUAUGGAUGUGUAUAUAUAUUUAUAUAUGCAUAUACAUACACGUGUGUGUACAUAUGGAUAUACGUACGCAUAUAGCAAUAAACAUAUUUUUUUCAACCCAGGAUUUUGAACUCUACGAUGAUGUGU
Molecule: messenger RNA, 1881 nt
Organism: Bombus impatiens (common eastern bumble bee)
Lineage: Eukaryota; Metazoa; Arthropoda; Insecta; Hymenoptera; Apidae
Product: upstream stimulatory factor 2
Exons: 5
Coding region: 364-1008 (214 amino acids)
Biological process (GO): regulation of transcription by RNA polymerase II
Molecular function (GO): DNA-binding transcription factor activity, RNA polymerase II-specific; protein dimerization activity; RNA polymerase II cis-regulatory region sequence-specific DNA binding
Source: RefSeq, a predicted model, not a curated record